Messenger RNA from Branchiostoma floridae (Florida lancelet), 1286 nucleotides. Its product is annotated as ADP,ATP carrier protein-like. Gene Ontology annotation, biological process: mitochondrial ATP transmembrane transport; mitochondrial ADP transmembrane transport. The transcript is spliced from 2 exons. Gene Ontology annotation, molecular function: ATP:ADP antiporter activity. Lineage: Eukaryota; Metazoa; Chordata; Leptocardii; Amphioxiformes; Branchiostomatidae. The coding region runs from base 118 to 999 and encodes 293 amino acids. The record is from RefSeq and is a predicted model, not a curated record. Gene Ontology annotation, cellular component: mitochondrial inner membrane.
AAUCGUACUUGACCAUCAGUUUUGCCUGUUGAAUCUCUAAGAGAUCAAGUCUUCGCAGAGCGAUUUUGAAAUUUUCCUGAUUGGAAUUUCGUACUUCUACUAUCGAACGUGAUCAAGAUGUCUGACGCAUUCGGAUUUAUCAAGGACUUCCUGGCUGGAGGGAUCUCUGCCGGGGUCUCCAAGACUGUGGUGGCUCCCAUUGAGAGAGUCAAGCUGCUGCUGCAGGUGCAGGCAGUGUCAAAGGACAUCCCCAAGGACAAGCAGUACAAGGGGAUCGUGGACUGCUUCUCCCGUGUGACCAAGGAGCAGGGCGUGGCAUCGCUGUGGCGCGGCAACCUGGCCAACGUCAUCCGCUACUUCCCCACCCAGGCCUUGAACUUCGCCUUCAAGGACACCUACAAGAAGGUCUUCCUGGGCGGCGUGGACAAGAAGACUCAGUUCUGGCGCUACUUUGCCGGAAACCUGGCGUCCGGCGGUGCAGCAGGGGCCACCUCCCUGUGCUUCGUCUACCCACUGGACUUCGCCCGGACCCGCCUUGCUGCUGAUGUUGGAGGCGGUGGCAAGCGCGAGUUUAACGGCCUCGCCGACUGCCUGAAGAAGAUCCACAGGGCCGACGGGAUGCAAGGGCUGUACCGCGGCUUCGGAGUGUCCGUCCAGGGCAUCAUCGUCUACCGCGCCGCCUACUUCGGCGGCUUUGACACCGCCAAGGGCAUGGUGCCGGCCGGCUACGACAACUUCUUCCUGACCUGGGCCAUCGCCCAGGGAGUGACCACCGCCUCCGGAGUCAUCUCCUACCCGUUCGACACCGUGCGGCGCCGCAUGAUGAUGCAGUCUGGCCGCAAGGAGAUCCUCUACAAGAACACCCUGGACUGCUGGAGCAAGAUCAUCAAGACCGAGGGGUCGUCCGCACUCUUCAAGGGAGCCUUCUCCAACAUCCUCCGCGGCAUGGGCGGCGCCUUCGUGCUGGUCAUGUACGACGAGAUCAAGAAGGUUUUGUAAAUACUACAACAUCCUAACGUCGGUGCAUAGUUGAGUAGUACAAAUUUUGCACUCAAUGUUUGUUAGAGAUGCACUAGACUGACCAUUUUAAAUUGUCAAUGUAGAUUAACGAUGCCGAGGAAGAGAAUGUAUAUAAUAAGUAUAAUUGUAUAGACUAUAAGUUAUUACAGAGAUGUUUAUUUUUGUACUUCUAUUUAUAGAACCAAAACGAGGAAAUGUAUAUAGUUCCUGAUGUUUAAUCCUCAAUCAAUCAAGUUAAACAUUGAUUUUUUUAUGCAACUAUGUAU